Messenger RNA from Silurus meridionalis, 3796 nucleotides. RefSeq names its product solute carrier family 6 member 16a (gene slc6a16a). The record is from RefSeq and is a predicted model, not a curated record. Gene Ontology annotation, cellular component: membrane. Gene Ontology annotation, biological process: sodium ion transmembrane transport. The transcript is spliced from 12 exons. NCBI's taxonomy places the organism in Eukaryota, Metazoa, Chordata, Actinopteri, Siluriformes, Siluridae. The coding region runs from base 293 to 2362 and encodes 689 amino acids.
ACACGCGGUCCCGUUAGUGGAGCUCAAAUGAGCUGCCAGUAGAAGCGCACUGGGUUUUAGGUUUCACUCCAUUGCAGAGUUUAUUAUAUAGUUCUAGUUGAGGUUAGACAGAAGUCCGAUAGAAACGUGGCUGGGAAGCUUUAAGUUUUGACCUGGUGUGUGUAGUCGCACGGUGAUUUCUGCGUGUUCAGGCAACAUAGGAAAGAACUCGAGAAGGCACACGACCAAAAGAAAGCAAGUGAGAACGACUUGCAUUUUCCCCUCCCCAAGUAAAACCAACUUCUCAAAAAAGAUGGAGAAGCCCCCGUUGCCCAGUGAUGAUGUUCCUGGGAUGGCCGACAACACACCAGUGCAGGAGCAAGGCAUGGAGCUUGAUGGAGAGGUGGGGCAAGGGGAGGAACGUCCCGCAUGGGACAGUAAGCUGCAAUACGUCCUAGCCCAGGUGGGCUUCAGCGUCGGGCUCGGCAAUGUGUGGCGCUUCCCGUAUCUGUGUCACCAAAACGGAGGAGGAGCGUUUUUAUUGCUGUAUGUGAUGCUGCUGCUGCUGAUUGGAGUUCCUCUGUUUUUCAUGGAGCUUGCAGCAGGACAGAAUAUUCGGCAGGGCAGCAUCGGUGUCUGGAAACACAUAUCGCCACGCCUUGCUGGCAUUGGCUAUUCCAGCUGUGUGGUUUGUUUCUUUAUGGCUCUGUACUACAAUGUGAUCAUUGCCUGGGCUCUGUUUUACCUGGGAAGUUCCUUCCAGUACCCUUUACCAUGGCAACAGUGUCCCAUAGACCCGAGCAGUAACCAUACAGUGAAGGAGUGUGCCGCCAGCUCUCCCACCACAUACUUCUGGUUCCGUAAAGCUCUUGAUAUUUCUGACUCAAUAGAUCAAUCUGGAGAGUUUAAUCCAAUCAUAACCAGUUGUCUGCUCGCAGCCUGGGUUAUAGUUUGUCUCGCCAUGAUCAAGGGCAUCAAGUCCUCAGCCAAGGUGAUGUAUUUCUCCUCUAUUUUCCCAUACGCUGUGCUAUUCUGUUUUCUUAUCCGAGGCCUGAUGCUGGAUGGAGCCAUCGAAGGACUCACCUAUAUGUUCUUUCCAAAAUUAGAGAUCUGGGGGGAGAUCCAGGUGUGGCGUCAGGCUGCUACUCAGGUUUUCUUUGCUCUCGGUUUGGGCUACGGAUCUGUGAUCGCUUACUCCUCCUACAACCCGAUCAACAACAACUGCCACCGGGACGCUCUUAUGGUUUCCGCCAUCAACUUCAUGACUUCAGUCUUGGCCUCGCUUGUCGUCUUCACCGUCCUUGGCUUUCGAGCCAAGAACAUUGCCAUAGAGUGUGUUGUGGAAAAUGUGAAUACAAUAUCAGAGAUGGCUGCAUCCGGCACAGCUCAGCCCUGGUGGCCAUCGUUUAACGUGUCUGACCCCAGAUCUGUGGAACUCAAGGAUUACAAGGAGUGGUACAGCAAUUAUGGGAGCUUGCUAGGCUCAAACAUCACCGAUUGUGACCUGGAAAGAGAAAUGAACAAGGGAGUGGAAGGUACUGGUUUGGCAUUUAUAGCGUUUACCGAGGCUAUGGCGCUGUUUCCAGGAAGUCCGUUCUGGUCAGCGUUGUUUUUCCUCAUGCUACUGAAUCUGGGUCUGUCCACCAUGUUUGGAACUAUGCAGGGCAUCCUGACGCCACUCAUGGACAAUUUUAAACUGCUGGGCCGCCACAAAAAACUGCUUACUGUGAUAAGCUGUAUCCUGGGCUUCAUAAUUGGUCUGCUCUUCACUCAACGCAGUGGAAACUACUUUGUGACCAUGUUCGAUGAUUAUUCUGCCACUUUGCCGCUGAUGAUCGUUGUCAUCUUUGAGACGAUCAGCGUGGCAUGGAUUUACGGUGCUGAUCGCUUUCUGGACGAUGUGGAGGUGAUGUUAAAAUGGCGCCCCCCAGCGAUCUAUAAAUAUAUGUGGAAGUACGUCUGUCUGCUGUCUAUGGUGGGUCUGCUGACUGCUAGCCUGCUACGCAUGUUCUUCAAAUGGCCCACUUACACGGCGUGGAACCACAGCACGGGCUCAGAGAGCAGCCUGGAAUACCCCGGUUGGGCUUUAGUCAUGCUCGCCUUGCUCAUCAUCUUUGCCUUUUUUCCUGUGCCUGCUGGCUACAUCCAUUCAUUCCUCACUCAUAAGCACAGCCAAUCCCUGGCAGAUGGAGCGGCUGAAAAUCACAGAGAACGAUACUCCAAAUGUAGUACCAGUGAGCCAGAACUCAACAGCCAUCACGCUCCUCCGGAUGAGGAUGGCAGCCGAUCCCGAUCCGCCUUCCUGUCUGUGGCUGCAGAGCACUACAGGCUUCUCUCACAACAAGAAGAUGGGGGAGAGGAGGAGGAUGACACAGAACUGUAAUAAAGGUGGAUCAGAAUAAAAAAAAGACAGUUGAAAUAAUAGCGGCUGAAUAAGAAAUGAUGUAGCAGUUACCAAUGUGACCGUGCUUACAGUGUCACUCGAAUGAUUAGGUAGUCAGAGUUAGUAAACGAUAAUCAGGACUCUGCGAAAAAGCACAAAAUGUCAUUUCUUAAAACGAAUUAACACAGUCUGGGUGUCAUGGGUUGGAAAGUGAACUGGAGUUGGAUGUAGAGAUGGCACCCGUGUGUCAUAAAAAGCAAUAAGUUCAUGACUGUAUCAGUGCUUGAUUAGUUCUGCCAAAAACACAUCACCGAUGAUGCCACAUUGUGGCACAGGCAAAGAAGUAGUGUUUCUGAGUGAACCAGUAAUAUGCUCUGUAAUUAUGCAACCAACAUGUUUUUUGGGAAAAACUCAUCAUUCAUCAUUUUAUAUUUACAUCCAGAGAGUCGUACAAAAGUGCUUUUAAGUUUCUAUCAAUUCAUAUAUCAACACUGGUUCACUAGGUUGCAGACAGGAUAUUAUCAGCGUAAAGCUCUGUUGGCUGGAAUUCUAGCACAAUUUAUGUUUCUACUAUUCAGGUUGUUCCACAUGAGGCUUGUCUAUGAACUAAUAGGUGAGUUGCAUGUAAAUGAAUACAUACGUUUAUGUUGACCAUCAGGUGUUUUGUAAAUAGAUGUAAUCUAACAGAAUUAUACUAUAUGUAAAACAUUUUUUUUAUCAUUAGUAUCGUCAUUGUCACCAGUUGCCUUUAUUAUUUAAAAAAAUAAUACUACAACACUUUCUUUUUAAAGAACUGGAAUGCACUAAUUGGGUAGCUGAACGCACAAAACACACCUAGUAGAUUCCUUCAUCUUCAUUCCGGUGUUACUAAAUGAAAGUUUUGUUACUGGUGUGUGUGUAUGUAGUAUGCAUUUUGCGUUGUUAUCCGUGAUGAAUAGAUCUAGAAACCUCAAGCAACUUGCAUAAUACAAAGUUUCUCUGCAGGUCCUAGAUAUCUGAAACACUUUGAGAUUUAAUGGCAGUCUUGGGACUGGAAAAAAUCGGGUAAUUAAACCGUUUUAGAAAAGGCAUAUGUGCAUAUUGUAGUCAAAUAAUUGUAGAUUUAAAGAACCAAAGUUUGGAAUCCAUUGUCUUUAGGCAUUUACUUCUUUUCUGCACCAAUUACUAUUGCAGUUCUAUUGUAUCAUUUUGGUUUUCUUACAAUUUGGUUAGCUGUCUUUCAAAAAUAACAAGAACUAGAGAUCAGAUUUUUUUUCAACUUUAGUCUCAUUUUAAACAAAAAAAGAAUUGUGUACAUUAUGCCCUGACUCCACUACUUUAAAAAAAAAAUGUAAUUUGUUAAAUCAAUGUUUGAACCUAACCCAACUAAACCAAACUUUAAUUGUUUAUAAAAUCUUAUGGAAGAUACUACAUAAAAAUACUACAAACAUCUAA